AAAUAUCGAUUGGGGCAGGUGGCGCGAUCGUUUAUCUUUCUGACCCGGAGCUGGAAUGGCAGGAAGUUUUAUUGAAGUCACAAUCUGUUUUGCCUAGUGUCUUGGAGUAUUUAAAUGAAAACAUGGGUGAGAAUUUACCAUAA
This is a messenger RNA of Acaulospora morrowiae, 143 nucleotides long. The record is from the annotation of a GenBank genome assembly. NCBI's taxonomy places the organism in Eukaryota, Fungi, Glomeromycota, Glomeromycetes, Diversisporales, Acaulosporaceae.